Cynocephalus volans (Philippine flying lemur) is the source of this 3470-nucleotide messenger RNA. It is a transcript of the gene NR3C1, whose product is annotated as nuclear receptor subfamily 3 group C member 1. Gene Ontology annotation, cellular component: nucleus; chromatin. NCBI's taxonomy places the organism in Eukaryota, Metazoa, Chordata, Mammalia, Dermoptera, Cynocephalidae. Gene Ontology annotation, biological process: regulation of transcription by RNA polymerase II; nuclear receptor-mediated glucocorticoid signaling pathway. Bases 477 to 2807 code for a protein of 776 amino acids. The record is from RefSeq and is a predicted model, not a curated record. Gene Ontology annotation, molecular function: estrogen response element binding; nuclear receptor activity; nuclear glucocorticoid receptor activity. The transcript has 9 exons.
UCGCCGCGGUCGGGCGGCCCUUUCGCGUGUCCGCGCUCCCUCCCCUUCUCCGCCACCUCCUCCUCCUCCUCCUCCAUUUUGCGAGGUCGUGUCUGUGACUGGAGCCCGAGUCACCGCCCGCCCGUCGGGGACGGAUUCUAGUGGGUAGAAGGAGACGCCGCAGCCGGAGCAGCCGGAGCGGCCGGGCGCUGGGACUGGGGACGCGUGACGCGCGCUCGGGAAUCCGGACUCUCCGAGACGCGAGCCGAGCUGGGCGGGGGACUGGCUUGUCAGCCGAGAAAUGGGAGACUUUCUUAAAUAGGGGCUCUCUCCUCCCGCCCAUGGAAAGGGGGCGGCUGUUUACUUCCUUUUUUUAGAAAAAUAUAUUUCCCUCCUGCUCCUCCUGCUUUUCACACGCUAACUUGUUUAUCUCGGCUGCGCUGGGAGCUGCGCACGGUGGCGGUGAGCGGGGCAGCUGCCAGAGCUGAGUUUCACCUAUGGACUCCAAAGAAUCAUUACCCACCCCCAGUAAAGAAGAAAUCCCCAGCAGUGUGCUUGGUCAGGAGAGGGAAAAUGUGUUGGACUUCUAUAAAACCCUAAGGGGAGGAGCUACUGUGAAGGUUUCUGUAUCUUCACCCUCACUGGCUGCCGCUUCUCAGUCAGACUCCAAGCAGCAAAGACUUUUGAUUGAUUUUCCAAAAGGCUCAGUAAGCAAUGUGCAGCAGCCAGAUCUGUCCAAAGCAGUUUCACUCUCAAUGGGACUGUAUAUGGGAGAGACAGAAGCAAAAGUGAUGGGAAAUGACCUGGGAUUCCCACAGCAGGGCCAAAUCAGCCUUUCCUCUGGGGAAACAGACUUUCGGCUUCUGGAAGAAAGCAUCGCAAACCUCAGUAGGUCGACCAGUGUUCCAGAGAACCCCAAGAGUUCAGUGUCCACUGCUGUGUCUGCUGUCCCAACAGAGGAGUUUCUAAAAACUCAUUCCAGUGUAUCUUCAGAACAGCAAAAUUUGAAAGGCCGGACUGGCACCAGCGGUGGCAAUGUGAAGUUGUAUACUGCAGACCAAAGCACCUUUGACAUUUUGCAGGAUUUGGAGUUUUCUUCUGGGUCCCCAGGUAAAGAGGCAAAUGAGAGUCCUUGGAGAUCAGACCUGUUGAUAGAUGAAAACUGUUUGCUUUCUCCUUUGGCAGGAGAGGAUGAUCCAUUCCUCUUGGAAGGUAACUCGAAUGAAGACUUCAAGCCUCUCAUUUUACCGGACACUAAACCUAAAAUUAAGGAUGAUGGAGAUCUGAUCUUAUCAGGCCCCAACAGUGUACCACUGCCCCAGGUGAAAACAGAAAAAGAAGAUUUCAUCGAACUGUGCACCCCUGGGGUAAUUAAGCAGGAAAAAUUGGGCCCAGCUUACUGUCAGGCAAGCUUUUCUGGAGCAAAUAUAAUUGGUAAUAAAAUGUCUGCCAUUUCUGUUCACGGUGUGAGUACCUCUGGAGGACAGAUGUACCACUAUGACAUGAAUACAGCACCCCUUUCUCAACAGCAGGAUCAGAAGCCUAUUUUUAAUGUCAUUCCACCAAUUCCUGUUGGUUCAGAAAAUUGGAAUAGGUGCCAAGGAUCUGGAGAUGACAACUUGACUUCCCUGGGAACUUUGAACUUCCCUGGUCGGUCGGUUUUUUCUAAUGGCUAUUCAAGCCCUGGAAUGAGACCAGACGUAAGCUCCCCUCCAUCUAGCUCCUCAGCAGCAACGGGACUACCUCCCAAGCUCUGCCUGGUGUGCUCUGAUGAAGCUUCGGGAUGUCAUUAUGGAGUUUUAACUUGCGGAAGCUGUAAAGUAUUCUUCAAAAGAGCAGUGGAAGGUAGACAACACAAUUAUCUUUGUGCUGGAAGAAAUGACUGUAUCAUUGAUAAAAUUCGAAGAAAAAACUGCCCAGCAUGCCGCUAUCGAAAAUGUCUUCAGGCUGGAAUGAACCUAGAAGCUCGAAAAACAAAGAAAAAAAUAAAAGGAAUUCAGCAGACCACUACAGGAGUCUCACAAGAAACUUCUGAAAAUCCUACUAACAGAACAGUAGUUCCUGCAUCAUUACAACUCACCCCUACCCUGGUGUCACUGUUGGAGGUCAUUGAACCUGAGGUGAUAUAUGCAGGAUAUGAUAGCUCUGUUCCAGAUACAACUUGGAGGAUCAUGUCCACACUCAACAUGUUAGGUGGGCGGCAAGUGGUUGCAGCAGUGAAAUGGGCGAAGGCAAUACCAGGAUUCAGAAACUUGCACCUGGAUGACCAAAUGACCCUACUGCAAUACUCAUGGAUGUUUCUCAUGGCAUUUGCCCUGGGGUGGAGAUCAUAUAGACAAUCAAGUGCAAACCUGCUGUGUUUUGCUCCUGAUCUGAUUAUUAAUGAGCAGAGAAUGGCUCUACCCUGCAUGUAUGAACAAUGUAAACAUAUGCUAUUUGUUUCAUCUGAGUUACAGAGGCUUCAAGUGUCUUAUGAGGAGUAUCUCUGUAUGAAAACCUUACUGCUUCUUUCUUCAGUUCCUAAGGAAGGUUUGAAAAGCCAAGAGCUAUUUGAUGAAAUUAGAAUGACCUACAUCAAAGAGCUAGGAAGAGCAAUUGUCAAGAGGGAAGGAAACUCCAGUCAGAACUGGCAACGGUUUUAUCACCUGACAAAAUUCUUGGACUCCAUGCAUGAUGUGGUUGAAAAUCUCCUUAAGUAUUGCUUCCAGACAUUUUUGGAUAAGACCAUGAGUAUUGAAUUUCCAGAGAUGUUAGCCGAAAUCAUUACCAAUCAGAUGCCAAAAUAUUCAAAUGGAAAUAUCAAAAAACUUCUAUUUCAUCAAAAGUGACUGCCUUAAUGAGAAAGAUUGCCUUAAAGAAAGUUGAAUUUAUUGCUUUUAUUGUGCAAACUAUCAAUUUGUCCUGUAGAGGUUUUGUUCUUUUAUUUUUCUUUUUUGUCUGUUUUAUUGUUUUGUUUUAAAUAUGCACUACAUGUGGUUUAUAGAGGGCCAAGAUUUGGCAGCAGAAGCAUUGAGUCAUCACUUUUUCAGUGAUGGGAAAGUAGAUAGUGAAGUUCAUUAGUUGAUAUAUCCCAGAAAUUAGAAACAAUAAUGUGGGGGUAAUCUCCACUGUUAGAGAAGGAUGGCACCUAAACCACCAGUGCCCAAAAUCUGCUUGAUGAACUUUCUGCUCAUACUUUUCAUAGUUGGCUGGAUAAAAUUUUCUGGAUUUUUUUUUUUUUUUUUUUUUUUUUUGGUGUAUUUUCCCCUGUAUAGUUAGGAUAACAUUUUUGAUUUAUGCAUGGAAACCUGAAAAAAGUUUACAAGUGUAUAUCAGAAAAGGGAAGUUGUGCCUUUUACAGCUAUUACUGUCUGGUUUUAACAAUUUCCUUUAUAUUCAGCGAACUAUGCUUGCUCAUUUUUUCUUACAUAAUUUUUGUAUUCAAUUUAUUGUACAGCUGUUUAAGAUGGGCAGCUAGUUCAUAGCUUUCCUAAAUAAACUCUAAACAUUAA